This is a messenger RNA of Aspergillus puulaauensis, 1392 nucleotides long. RefSeq names its product putative negative regulator of DNA transposition (Rtt106) (gene rtt106). NCBI's taxonomy places the organism in Eukaryota, Fungi, Ascomycota, Eurotiomycetes, Eurotiales, Aspergillaceae. The record is from RefSeq and is a predicted model, not a curated record. Gene Ontology annotation, molecular function: histone binding; nucleosome binding. The transcript has 4 exons. The coding region runs from base 1 to 1392 and encodes 463 amino acids.
AUGGCUUUCGCCACGAUAAACUCCGCACCUCCGACACAUAGUAUUCCCCCAGCACAAACACACAACCCAAUCCCAGCAAUUGAAGAUGCCUUUGGCGCCGAACCCGCGCUGAAGAAGCGAGUUUACGAUGCGAUUGGGUCAACCCCUCAAUAUGUCCCUCUUUUUGAAGAUAUCGCUCGGUAUACCUCCAGCCUACGGACGAGAAGUGCGAACCCCGUUCAACCCAUCGAAGUUGUCAACAACGACGGGCCGGUCGCCAAAAAACGGAAGAUCGAGAAUGGUGCUACUGGAGCUGGGACUCAAUCGCUGGCCGAUCUGAAAACACACAAGGCUCUACAGUUCUACAUGCAGGAUGUAUCUUUCGCGAUUCCGCAGAGGAAAAAGUUGACGCUGGAGCUCACGGCAGGGAACAAGUAUCUGCGGGCUCGGAACCAGACAUCCAAGGAAGUGGAAUUUGGUAUUCCGCUGGAUAGAAUUCAACAUGUUUUGUGUCUCCCCGUCCCCGAAAAGAACCAGAAACAAUUCAACUUUUGCAUCAUUCCCCAGUUUGCCGAUGGAAUAAACCCUCCUCCUGAAGGCGAACCUACGCCCGAGACAAUUGUGUGGACGGUCAACGAUGGGCCUGCUAAAUCUGCGUUUUCGGGACAGGGCCAGCAGAUUGGCAAUGGAGAAGGCGAGACGGCUGAAAAUCUUGUUCGCAAAGUGCUGAAUGAUAAUCUGUCGCAUAUACAAGUUGUGCGCCCGAAUGCGCAGGAGUUUGCCAGCGCGAUACCGGAGGCACAUCGGAAGGGAGAAAAGGCGUACCAUGUCAAGGCAUUCCGCGGUAGCAAAGAUGGUUAUCUAUUUCUCCUGUCUACAGGGAUAUUCUUCGGUUUCAAGAAACCGUUGCUUUUCUUUGCAUUCGAGAACAUUGAUUCGAUUUCUUAUACCUCUGUGCUCCAACGAACUUUCAACCUGAAUGUCGUGGCGCGCGCUAUCGGCAGCGAGGAGACGCAGGAAUUUGAAUUAUCCAUGAUCGACCAGGCGGAUUUCUCUGGUAUUGAUACGUAUAUCAAAACACACGGCCUACAAGACGCCAGUCUCGCGGAUGCUCGACGCGCGAAACGCUACAAUAUCAACGGCGCGAAGACGGAAGAAAACACCGAGGCUGACGCGCAAGACGCCGAGGAAAGUGAACUACAAAAGGCGCAGCGCGAGAUGGAAGACCAAGAAGACGAGGAUGAAGAGGAUUACAACCCCGGCAGCGAUGGCGAGAGCGAAGGAAGCGGCUCUAGUAGUGAGGAAGACGGUGACGAGGACGAAGGUCAAGAAGAUGCGGAUGCCGAGGACGAGAACAUAGUGGCGGACGAGCUCGGGAGCGAAGCGGAAAACGUCCCGGAGGAUGAGUUGUAA